Molecule: messenger RNA, 2658 nt
Organism: Thamnophis elegans (Western terrestrial garter snake)
Lineage: Eukaryota; Metazoa; Chordata; Lepidosauria; Squamata; Natricidae
Gene: GIPR
Product: gastric inhibitory polypeptide receptor
Exons: 14
Coding region: 350-1759 (469 amino acids)
Biological process (GO): cell surface receptor signaling pathway; adenylate cyclase-modulating G protein-coupled receptor signaling pathway
Cellular component (GO): plasma membrane
Molecular function (GO): peptide hormone binding; glucagon receptor activity; gastric inhibitory peptide receptor activity
Source: RefSeq, a predicted model, not a curated record
GGGAUGCCCUCCACCCCUGCGGACACCCUCCCCAGGGGGGGGGAUGACGUGAGAACACCCCCUCCUUCUGACUACUUUCGCACUCGGCUCAGGCCACCCACCCGAAGCCUUGAUAAGGAAAGGGAGUUGGCGCUUCCAAACAGAAGCCUGGGAGCCUCUGGGGUGACUUACCUUUUGGGCAGGUAAAAGUCCCUCUGCUUUUUCCAGCUCCUGAGACCAGCUGCAGAACAGUGGCUGACGGGGAAAGUUCUCAGAGAUGAUGGAUGUGGGCAAGGACCCCCAGAUUAAAAGAGUGCCCUGAGAUGGGGGCUUACUGAUCUGUAGCCCCCCCCCCAACCCACUGCCCGGUAUGCAGACAACCUCAGAGCUGUUCUUGCUGCUGAUUCAGUUCUACCAGACAAUAGAGGCUCACCCCACGGGGUCUUCAGUCCAAGAGAUGUUGGAAGCCUGGCAGGGGUACCAAGAGGCCUGCAUUCGAAAGAUGACCGAAGACCCUCAACCAACAGGCCUGGUGUGCAACCGUACGUUUGAUAUGUAUGCCUGUUGGGACGAUACCCUCCCCAACACCUCGGCCCAGGUUCCUUGCCCCUCGUACCUCCCUUGGCACCAGCAAGUGCAAGAUGGGUUUGUGUUCCAGAAAUGUGGCGCAGAUGGGCAGUGGGUGGUUGAUGCCGCCGGACUGCCGUGGCGGGAUCAUUCCCAGUGCGUGGGCCCCAACGACGAUAUCCCUUUCCAGAAACAUUUGUGGAUCCUGGAGCAAUUCCGCCGGAUGUACACCGUGGGAUACUCCGUCUCCAUCCUGUCGCUCCUCGUGGCUUUGACGCUGCUGGCAGCCUUCAGGAAGCUCCGAUGCAUGCGCAAUUACAUCCACAUGAACCUCUUCCUGUCCUACGUGCUGCGGGCAGCCUCCAUCCUCCUCCGGGACGGCCUCCUCUGGCUUCACUUCCCCCGGGACGUCCAGGUGGAUCUCUCGGACCUUCCAAGGGAUCAGUAUGCGUCUGUGCAACACUUGGUACUAUGGAAGGGCGUCUACCCUGCACAAACCUUCGGGACCCAUGGCCUUCUUGGAAGAAAGUUACUUCCUGCGUAUCUACUCCUCGGAUGGGGGGCCCCCCUCUUCUUCGUCAUCCCGUGGGGGACCAUGAGAUACCUCUAUGAAACAACGAGUGUUGGGAGAGAAAACGACAACCUGGGUUACUGGUGGAUCAUCCGUUGCCCAAUCUUGGUAUCAAUUUUGGUUAACUUUGUGAUUUUCAUCCGAGUUCUUAAGACCCUGAACUCCAAACUUCGGAGGCUCAGCAAAUGCAUUACACGGAUUACAAGGUUGGCCAAGUCGACUGUAACCCUCAUCCCUCUGCUGGGCACCCACGGGGUGGCUUUCGCCCUGGUGACGGAGGAGCAGGCGCUGGGCACCCUGCGCUACAUCAAAUUCUUCUUUGAGCUCUUCUUCAACUCCUUCCAGGGUCUGUUGGUGAGCACGCUUUACUGCUUUGUCAAUAAAGAGGUCCAGUCCGAGAUCCAGAGAAAGUGGAAGAUGUGCCGGUUGAACACCGGCCUGCUGGAGAAACCGGGACGCCAUUUCGUUCUCUGCCAUUCCCGGUGCAACCGAAAAAGCCCAACCAGGAAGCCCAGCUGCGCUCAGAUUCACAUCCAAGUAGGACCCAAACUUGCUCCCAGUGACUUGGACAAUGUGGCGGGCGCUCCGUUCCAGCGGCGCCCGCAAACUACAACUCCCACUGGUACAUCCCCAUCAGGAUGAAAGUGGAGAAUUAGCACGGCGACUGCCGUCUUCAAGACCAAGGCUGACACCAGCUCCCUUCCAGAUGUGGCACAAAGCUGCCAGGCAUACCAAAAGCUGAAGGGGCCUUCAGACAGGCAGGAAGCCGAUGCAGCUGUCAACAUCUGGAGGAACAGGGGAAGAAAAUUGUCCCCUGCCUGCCGGCAGAAAAAAAUAAAAAGCCACCUCCAGGCGACCCCCAUGAACACUUUGGAGAUUACAAGUGGGUGGAUUUUACGUCGCCGUUUUGGUGAGUUACUGAGGAAGCCGGCAAGAUUUACACAGAGCUGCUGUGACAGACCCAAUCUGGAACUAUUCACGUGAGAACCUUGGCCAUCUUGAGAUCUCACAAUGACUUCAUGCAGAAUCCAUGGGUUGUGUGUUUGUUUUUUAGCAACAGCGCAGAAAUGGUUUUUGCUGCCCUGUUGUGAGAUUUCACUUUCCCAUCUCAAUGUCACUCGGACUGAAAUCGUAAUCCGGGAUGGGUCGGUAGAUCUGAAUUAAAAGAGCUCUUGGAUCUGCUAAUGUCAAAAUCCCUCUGGAUUAAAACUGCUGAGAUCAAGGGGAGUUACGGGAAUUAUUUUGUUGAUUUCAAUUGGUGCAGAUUUAUACUGUGGUGACACCCCCACCUUCACUGGACUGAUGCAAUCUGCUAAAAUAAGAUAUAACGCGCCCUUCAGGUUUCUAGGUACAGGAAUAUAUUGACGGAAUCCUUGAAUUAACUAUAAAACCAAUGGACACGUUUUCACGGGGGGGGGGGGGGUUCCAGGCUGCGUGAAGAGAUGAGGAAGUUUGGGACUUCUUCUUUCGUAGUUUUCUUGCAAGUUAAUCUCUUCCUGGUGCAAUAUUUUAUUUAUUUAUUGUCAAUUAAAAAUGGUUUG